GCAGAGCUUGGAAACAGCGCGAGAGCUGAAGCUUUUCACAGAGGGUACACAGAGCAGGAGGCAGGUGGUAGAGGUCAUGAUGGACUCUGUUGCACUUUCCUGUAAAGUCUGUACCUCCUGGCAGGGGCUCCUGCUCACAGUCUCCCUUUUAACCUGCUGGCUGAUUCCCACUACUUCCCAGCUCACCAUCAAAUCAGUGCCUCCCAUUGCUGUUGAAGGGGAAAAUAUUCUUCUGUUUGUGCAUAACCUGCCGAAGAAUGUUAAAGUCUUUUCCUGGUUCACAGGAGCUAGAGUGCUCAAGAGUUGUGAAAUUGCAACUCAUGUGAUAGCUGUCAAUGCUACUGUGAUCGGAUUUUCACAUAGUGGUAGAGAGACAUUGUUCAAAAAUGGAUCUCUGCUGAUCAAGAGUGUCACCAGUAAAGACUCAGGAUACUACACUCUACGAAUAAUUGAUGCAACCUCAAGACCUGAAAUAAUACGUACAGAAUUCUUUGUACACAGCCCACUUUUAGGUUACAAGAAGCAUCUCACCCCUUCUCGGCUCACAAUUGCGUUGGUGCCACCUAGGGUUGAAGAAAACAUCAAUAUUAUUCUGUGGGUCUUUCAUAUGCCAAAGAAUCUUCAAGCCUUUGCUUGGCACAAAGGAGUACUUCCACUUGACCAUUUGAAGAUAGCAAGCCAUUCAUUCCUAACCAAUUCAACCAUGCUGGGGCAUGCAUAUUAUGACAGAUUGACAGUACGCAAUGAUGGGUCCUUGCUUCUCUUGAAUGUCACGAAGAAUGACACAGGGCUUUACACCCUACGAACCAUAUCUGUUGAUUUGAAAUUAGAAUGGGCCAUUAUUGACGUCCAAGUAAACAGUAAAUGAUU
This is a messenger RNA of Mus caroli (Ryukyu mouse), 870 nucleotides long. RefSeq names its product cell adhesion molecule CEACAM3-like. Gene Ontology annotation, cellular component: cell surface; plasma membrane. The record is from RefSeq and is a predicted model, not a curated record. NCBI's taxonomy places the organism in Eukaryota, Metazoa, Chordata, Mammalia, Rodentia, Muridae. Gene Ontology annotation, molecular function: protein tyrosine kinase binding. Gene Ontology annotation, biological process: regulation of immune system process; signal transduction.